GACUUUUAUUAAAUAUAAAUCUGUAGAGGAGAGAGAGCACUGAGUGCAGUGGAAAGAUUGGAAAUGGAGGAUGUAGUUGUUAGCAUCUUGGAAACAUUAACCAAAGCACUUGUACGGGAAGCGAUUUUCCAGUACGGAAUAGGGGACCAAGUAGAUGGGCUCACGGUUGAGCUAAGGCGGAUGAAGGCAUUCCUCAGAGACGCAGAUCGAAUAAGAGACAGUGGUCACAUAACAGAAAAUUUGGUGCAAGAAAUAGGAGAUCUUGCAUGCAAAGCUGAGGACAUCGUCGAAACGUUUGUCCUUCAGGCUUUGCAACGAAAGAGAAGGGGAUUUAUGGGUCGCUUGACUAAUUAUGCCGGUUUGAUUUUGCAGCUGAGAGGACGCCACGAGGUGGGCAGGAGGAUUGAAGGUAUCAGCAAUCAGCUCGGUGCUAUUGCAAGGGGGAAGGUUGUCUAUGAUCUACCACAGAGAAGCCACGGGGGCGAAACCGCAAGUUCUAGAGUCCAAAGGCUGAGAGAGAUGAGGAGAACAUCACCUCUAGAAGUGGAAAGGGAUUUAGUAGGUAUUGAAGAAAAGGCGAACUCUCUAAAGCAGUCAUUGAUGGAUGGGGAGGGAGAGUUCAGCGUGGUUUCUGUGGUUGGGAUGGGUGGAGUUGGCAAGACAACUCUCAUCAAGAAAGUCUAUAAUGAAGAUGGUAUUAAGCUACAUUUCAAUUAUUUUGAUUGGGUUUGCGUAUCUCAAACUUACAGCAUGAUUGAGCUGCUUUGUGACAUGAUCAUUAAGGUUGUUGGGUCAACUGUGGACAUACAAAACAAGAGUGAACAAUUGUUGAAGGAGGAUCUGCAUAAAAAUUUGAGCAGAAGGAGGUAUUUAAUAGUAUUGGAUGAUAUGUGGGAUAUCAGUGCUUGGGUUUGUAUAAGAGAAGCGCUGCCAGAUGUGAAGAAUGGCAGUAGGGUUGUAAUAACAACCAGGAAUGAGGAUUUGGCUAAAAUGGUGGAGAGGAACACCAUCCACGUUCUCAAACCAUUGCCAUACAAAGAGAGCUGGGAGUUGUUGUGCAAAAAGGCUUUUGUGAAGAACAAUGGAAGUUGUCCUGAAUAUUUGAGAGAAACCGGCCAUGGCAUUGUGGAAAGGUGUGGAGGGUUACCAUUGGCACUGGUAGUAAUUGGUGGUCUACUGUCCACGAAGCUAGUGUCCGAGGAUAUAAAGAGAGCAUCAGAAUGGAAGAAAACGCUUGAUGGGUUCAGCCAUUAUCAAGACAGAGGUGAGGUCAGAAUCUCUGAGAUACUAUCAUUGAGUUAUUUCGAUUUACCGAACUACCUCAAGCCAUGUUUUUUAUAUUUGUCUGCUUACCCUGAAGAUUUCAAAAUUAGCCGAACAAAAAUAGUACAAUUAUGGGUGUCUGAGGGGUUUAUUGAAAAGAGGGGAGAUGAGAUAUUGGAGGAUGUGGCGGAGGACUACCUCGAAGAAUUGGCAAGCCGGAGUAUGAUACAAGUGGAAAGCGUGAGUUUGACUGGACGCAUCAAAUCUUGCGUUGUGCAUGAUCUUAUGCGUGACAUGUGCUUAAAAAAAGCAGGGGAGCACAACUUCUUGGGGUUGGUUGCCGGUGAAGAUAGCAUGCCCUCUCAAAAGACUCGACGCCUUGCCUUUCAUCAAGGUAUGGAUGUCCACGUCGUUUCAAAUCCUUCAAAAAUUCGUUCAUUCCUUUUCUUUUCACAAUCGAUGCGCCCAUCUGUCUCCAAAAGCUGUCUACACUAUGCUAAGCUAGUUCGGGUAUUGUUGCUUGAGAACAUUGUUCUUAAAUGUCCACUAAAUGAAGUGGGAAGUUUGGUUCUUCUCAGAUGCUUGAGUUUUCGAGGAAGCAGCAUUCGUGGUGAGAUUCCAAAGUCCAUAAGAGCUCUUCAACAUUUGGAAGUGUUUGACAUGAGGCCUGGACAUUUUACUUAUGAUACGAUUUGUAAAAGCUUAAAAUCAAGUUGGAGCCUAGAGUUACCCAGCCUGAGACACUUUUACGCAAAUGCGCUGCUUGAAUCCGUGCAACCGAUGCAUUUGAAGGCAGGGACUUCGAGAAGCCUCCAAACGUUGUGGGGUGUGUGGUCUGGCAUCAUACGAGAGCCAUUGAGCAAUUUCUCUCAACUCAGGAAAGUUGGUAUUAAAGAUGAGGAUGGUGAGAUCAACGAAAUCUACGGGUCGAUUGGGGACGUACAAUGCCUGCGUUUUCUAUCUCUGUGGUCAAAUGUUGGAGUAGUGCACAAUUUGGAAGCAGUUUCAAGGCCACCCUUGGCUCUUGAGAAAUUGUUGUUACGUGGGAAGUUAGGGAGGGUGCCAAGCUGGUUUGGGAGGCUCCCAAACCUGACCAAGUUGUUAUUAUGGUGGAGUGAAUUGGAUGAGGAGGGGUUCUCAAAGCUCCAAGAGUUGCCGCAACUCAAAUUCCUGGAGUUACGAUAUCGUGCAUAUGUGGGGAAGGAGAUGCAUUGCAUUGUUGGGGGCUUUCCUCGACUGCAACACUUGGAAAUUUGGGGUUUAGAAGAAUUAGAAGAGUGGAGGAGAUUGGAGGAAGGAUCCAUGGCAUGCCUUCAAUUUCUACAGAUUUACCGGUGUGGCAAAUUGAGGAUGCUUCCACAAGGGUUGGAGCACGUUCCCACCCUCCAACGAGUGAAAUGUAGUGGUUUUGGAGAUGAAUUUAGCGGGAGAGUGUUAGAUGAUGCACCCCAUCAUCUUUGGCGCAAAACCAUAAGUGAUGAUCAUAGUCGAGAGUGGAAACGUGUAGCCCUUUGAUUCCUAUUUCCUUCGAUUCCAUCCUGCCUAGUGUUAUAUGCAAGCAAGUAAUUUCCAUGUCUUUUGAGUGUGGUGUCAGUUUUUCUACUGUAAUUUGGCGUGAUAACAAAGUUGGACGCAUCAAAUUUCUUAACCAGGCCGGCCCUCGAUACUUUAAAUCAGUAUUUUGUGUCCUCAGCUUACUUUUGCCAUGGGAAAGUCUCUAUCCACAUCAUGUAGGUACAGGAAGCGUGUACAACAACACUUCCCAUGGUUCAGAUACAUACGCCCACAUUCAACAGUAAAAAAAACGUUCCUAUUUUUAAAAAAUAGUUAUUUAAAAUUUGGUUUAUUUAUGUAUAUUUAAUGGUGCACCAAAUAAUAAUAAAACUUAUUCUUGACAAAUGAGUUGGCCAAUAUACCCCUCAAUUGUUUUGGGGGGUUUUAGGUCAACUUUUUAUG
Amborella trichopoda is the source of this 3219-nucleotide messenger RNA. Its product is annotated as putative disease resistance protein At1g50180. Lineage: Eukaryota; Viridiplantae; Streptophyta; Magnoliopsida; Amborellales; Amborellaceae. The record is from RefSeq and is a predicted model, not a curated record. Gene Ontology annotation, biological process: defense response to other organism. Gene Ontology annotation, molecular function: ADP binding.